CUGUUCCCGUCGGGGCCCUGAUUCCCUGAUCUUGAAGACUAGCCCCGUCUACAAGAGUUCAUGACGAGUCAUUUCAGGGUCACUUACGUGGGCGACUUAAAAGCCGUCUUGAAGGUCUGGUGCCAGAAUACAUUAGCGCAUCCUCUCUGGAGGGGACUCUGGCAGUAUUUCCCCAAAUUAAAAGUAAUUUUUGCCGUGAGGCCCCCUGGUGAGCCCUGGGAGGGCCACGUCUCAGAAUCUGCUCCACGAACUACCCCCUGGGAGCCCGGUACGUGCGCCCCGUGGCUCCUUCCCCGGACAUUUGCCCGGCGGGCUCCUUCUUACCUUAGCUGCGGCGAUUCUGGCCUGAGGCCGUGCUUCCGGGAGCCCUCCGCUCGCGGCAUCUGUCCCGGUCUCGCCGGCCGCCAGACGCUCAGACUGGUAGCAGGAGAUGCCUAGUGUGUCCCCGUCCACGCGGCCGCGCAGGAGCUGCUUCAUCGGCACCGAUGUUUCCACGUCUGCACAAGCCUCUUACAAACUGGCAGUUUUAACUGAAGGAAAAACGCUGUUGUCUCCUUUUUAUUUGCUUCUAUCAUUUUGAGAAACUAAAGAGCUAUAGAGAGCUACAGACACCCUGCAGACCCACCACCCAAAACAAAUGGUUUUAUAUUUUUGUCUCUUUUGUGUAGAAAAUAAUGCUGCAGUUGGAGCAUCUCCACUUUUGGAAACUAAAUGACAUUUAUUAGGCUUUUGAAACACUGGACGUGAAAGUUGUACGUGCUCAUUUCAGAAAAAUUGGAGAAAAUUGGGAAGCACUGAGGAGCCAAGAAUCACCUGAUUCCCACAACCCCCCGAUCACCUGGUGUCUGCCUUCAAGGCUUCUCAGCUGCAACCAUUUUUCCCCCUCAGUGGCAUUGCAGGACGCUUCCUGGCGGUCAGCACGCGCCCUCCACAGCUGGGCUGGGGCCCCGGCACCCCGUGCUCACCCUGAUCUGCUUAAACCUCUUCUGGACCCUCUGGUUGAGUCCCAGUUUUCCGUAUCGUAAAUAACAUUGCAGGGAACGUCCCGUUUGUGAGUUGUGGUGCACGUCUCGAGUAUUUUCUGAGGCUAUGCUUUAAAAAUACCACUGUGGGAACACAGGGCUUGUGUUUUCUGGGGCUUUUUGGUCUCAUCUUGAGCUGACUGUGAAGUAUCCUUUUGGGUGGCUGAGUCGAUACCCUGGGGCAGCCUGGCUUGUGGCUGGUGAAGCCUGUGGGGUGGAAGUCAGAUGUCCGCCUCUUGGGGCCAUUGCCCUGUCCGUCCCCAGCCCUGUUUACGGGGCCAGCCGAGGCCCCGGCGAGGGAGGGAGGGUGGGCUCAGCCCUGCUUUCCGGUUCUCAGGACUGACCCCAGGGCACGGGGUCCAAGGGCUCAGACUCCAGCUUCUCGGUGCCGUCUGCCCCUGGUGUGGCGCAGCUCCUGGGACCCCGGGACACGCAGGCAGCGUACCCCCAUCUCCCAGUGACAGGGAGGCAGGAGGUGUCUGUUCUUUGAGGGCCUGGAGGGGAGACGUGGGAGCACAUGUGGAUGAAAGGAAAGUGGCGUGGAUUUCUGUGGCUGCAGUCACGGCCCCACGCCUGACACCCCCUCCGGUGCCUCUGGGGACAGAGGUGGAAGAGGCAGCUGUUGGCGGCUGCUGGGGUGCUCCGUUCCUUAGCACCCCCAGCUAGCGCCCUGAGCACCUGUCCUGUGCUCUCCCCCAGAAGAGCCGGCCUCCGCGUGGCCCAGAAGUGCCUGGUAGCAGGCUUUCUGUCCGCAGACUCUUUUUUUUCCCUCUGGCCACUACGGCUAAUAGAGAAGAAUUUGCUAGAAGUGAGGAAAGGAAACCUGUCAAAGCUACCCUGCUUUGUUCUUCACGAGCUUCCUUUCUCUCCGAAACAUGUUUAUCACAUUUACUGUUUUCUCUGGUUGAGCCCAGCUCUCUCCUUACCAUUUGUCAGAUUUCUUUAUAGUAGCAGACGUGCAGACCCAGCCACGGAUCCGCCUCUGACCCACGGGAAGAGGGCAGGACAAGGACCCAGAGAAGUGAUAGGACACGGGGGCUUUGAAUGACUGCCUCUUUCAUCUGGAAAUAGCGUGGGGUCCGGUAAAUCCACUUGGACGUUUGUGGGUGCGGUGCUGCCCCCCACCCGUGAUGUCCCUCCGGCGCCUGCUCUGUGCUGCGGCCUCCCGGCGGCCGGCUCCCGUGAGAUGCAGACGAGGCAGCCCCCUGCACACGGCCCCGGCGGCCUGUUGGGACAGGAGUGCCCCCGUGUUCAGCCGGGCCCUGGCCUUCGGGGACCGGAUUGCCCUCGUUGACCAGCACGGCCGCCACACGUACAAGGACCUCUUCCACCACAGCCUCCGCCUGUCCCGGGAGCUGUGCCGGCUCCUCGGGUGUGCCGGCGGGGACCUCCAGGAGGAGAGGGUCUCCUUCAUGUGCUCCAACGACGUCUCCUACGUGGUCGCGCAGUGGGCCUCGUGGAUGAGCGGGGGCGUCGCUGUCCCCCUCUACAGGAAGCACCCGCAGGCCGAGCUGGAGUAUGUCAUCCGGGACUCCCGGAGCGCCGUGGUCCUUGCUGGCCGGGAGUACGUGGAGCUGCUGGGCCCGGUGGCCGGGAGGCUGGGGGUCCCGCUGCUGCCCCUCCCGCCCACGGUCUACGGUGCGGCGGCCGAGGCGCCCGGGGAGUGGCGGGUGCCGGAGCAGAACUGGAGAGACCGAGGCGCCAUGAUCAUCUACACCAGCGGGACCACAGGGAGGCCCAAGGGCGUCCUGAGCACUCAUCACAACAUCAGGGCCAUGGUGACGGGGCUGGUCCACAAGUGGGCAUGGACUAAGGACGAUGUGAUCCUCCACAGUCUCCCGCUCCACCACGUGCACGGCGUGGUCAACAAGCUGCUGUGUCCCCUCUGGGUGGGUGCCACCUGUGUGAUGCUGCCCGAGUUCAGCGCAGAGCUGGUUUGGGAAAAGCUCUUAAGUUCUGAAGCUCCACGAAUUAACGUAUUUAUGGCGGUGCCUACAAUAUAUGCCAAGUUGAUGGAUUAUUAUGACAAACAUUUCACUCAGCCUCACGUCCAGGAUUUUGUACGUGCGGUCUGUGAGGAGAAAAUUAGGUUGAUGGUUUCGGGGUCCGCCGCCCUGCCCCUGCCUGUGCUGGAGAAGUGGCAAAGGGUCACCGGCCACACUUUGCUGGAGCGCUAUGGGAUGACGGAGAUCGGCAUGGCCCUGUCCAACCCCCUGACCACGGCUCGCACGCCAGGUUCCGUGGGGACCCCGCUGCCAGGUGUGGAGGUACGCAUUGUCUCAGAAAACCCCAAGAAGGAGGGCUAUCCCUACGUGCUCCACGCGGAAGGAAAUGAGAAGGAGACAAAGGUGACCCCAGGGUUCACGGAGAAGGAAGGAGAGCUCUUGGUCAGGGGGCCGUCCGUGUUCCGUGAAUACUGGGACAGACCAGAAGAAACCAGAAACGCCUUCACCUGCGACGGCUGGUUCAAGACAGGCGACACAGCCGUGUUCAAGGACGGCAGGUACUGGAUCCGGGGUCGCACGUCCGUAGACAUCAUCAAGAGCGGUGGCUACAAGAUCAGCGCCCUGGAGGUGGAGCGGCUCCUGCUGGCGCACCCCAGCAUCACAGAUGUGGCUGUGAUUGGAGUUCCAGACAUGACAUGGGGCCAGCGGGUCACCGCAGUGGUGACCCUUCAGGAGGGACACUCACUGUCCCACAGGGAGCUCAAAGAAUGGGCAAGGGGCGUCCUGGCCCCAUACGCCGUGCCCUCUGAGCUGCUGCUGGUGGAGGAGAUCCCACGGAACCAGAUGGGGAAGGUCAACAAGAGAGAUCUCAUCAGGCAGUUCUACCCGAGUGACCAGGGUGCCCCGAGGCCGGGCACCGGUGAGCCAGCGUCCCCUGUAAACUAGAACCCCCCAGAUCAGAGGGAACAGUGCCGGGGCUAGCAGAAAUGAGAUCACAGUGCUGAUUUUCAGAUCCGACGUGACCCCCUGUCGCCUCUGCUGCGUCCUCACAGCCACACCCGCACCGAGCGUGGCUCCCUGUGCUGCCGUCUGCUGGGCGGGUCCCCGCAGUGUCCAGCGGCACGCCCCAGGGCAGCGGGCCUCCAAGAAAAAUUCAGUAAAGUCUGUGCAAAGA
This is a messenger RNA of Prionailurus viverrinus (fishing cat), 4142 nucleotides long. RefSeq names its product acyl-CoA synthetase family member 3 (gene ACSF3). Gene Ontology annotation, molecular function: medium-chain fatty acid-CoA ligase activity. Bases 2153 to 3913 code for a protein of 586 amino acids. The transcript is spliced from 10 exons. Gene Ontology annotation, biological process: fatty acid metabolic process. The record is from RefSeq and is a predicted model, not a curated record. NCBI's taxonomy places the organism in Eukaryota, Metazoa, Chordata, Mammalia, Carnivora, Felidae.